Aspergillus bombycis is the source of this 1467-nucleotide messenger RNA. RefSeq names its product Zn(II)2Cys6 transcription factor. Gene Ontology annotation, biological process: positive regulation of transcription by RNA polymerase II. Gene Ontology annotation, cellular component: nucleus. The record is from RefSeq and is a predicted model, not a curated record. The transcript is spliced from 3 exons. Gene Ontology annotation, molecular function: transcription cis-regulatory region binding; DNA-binding transcription factor activity, RNA polymerase II-specific; zinc ion binding. Lineage: Eukaryota; Fungi; Ascomycota; Eurotiomycetes; Eurotiales; Aspergillaceae. Bases 1 to 1467 code for a protein of 488 amino acids.
AUGCUGCAUUUGGACCGGCAACUUGUCCAGGGCUGUCUCCUGAGAUCGGGUGCACGGUUGAGAACGAAAAGUGGAUGUGGCGAAUGUCGGCGGCGCCGAAAGAAGUGUGAUGAGAAACGUCCCCGAUGCGGAGGCUGUACUCGAAAUGAUUUUGAAUGUCGAUGGCCCCCCGAGACCCAGACUGUUGACCGACGAAGGUAUUCCUUGGCUUCAGGAACCACCACCACCACCAGCAGUGCAGGCGACGAAGCCCUUACGGGGCGUCCGGGACGGUCUCUCCCGCCGCCGGUCAGCAUGCCUGUGCCAUUUCACAAGAGCGAGCAUCUGCGCAUCUACCGGUACUUCGUGCACUCCAUGUCCCCCAAACUUGUCCGGCAGACUUCCUUGUCCAGGUAUUCCCAAGACUUCCACAUCGUCCGCCUGGCACUGGUUCACCCACCUCUCAUGGGAGCCCUAAUUGCCCUUGCUGGAAUGAAGAUGUCAUCGCAGUCAUCCAAUCUCCAGUCGCUGGCUCUACAAAGUUACCUGUUUGCCAUCACAAGCCUGAAGACGGGUCUAAUGGAAGGCCGACAUACCGGUACUGAGGAUUGGCUUCUGGCCACCACCACCUUGUUGUGUCUUUUUGAAAACUCUCGCUGCGAUGCGAUGCCGAAUGCCAGGUCUCAUGUGUUGGCCUCGGGCCAGAUGUUGUCCCUGCGCAGGCCCAAACCCCGAAACGCCUCGCAAGAGGCCAUUGUCUUCGAGCGCAUUUGCGUAGAAUCAUUUCUGUACCACGCCGCUCUCCUGACCCUGUUUGAUCCUUCCGUCAACUGCCUGCCUCUGAUCAAGGGCGAUUUAAAUCUGGAGGGCUAUUUUUGCGACCCGGAUCAUCCGGACGAUGUCCCACCAGGGGCCCUGACGUCCACCCAGCCCGUUCUGGAUGCGUCCUAUAAGUUUUUUCUCCUGGUGCUUGAUAUUACAAAGCUGGCUCAAUCGUUCCCCCUGACCACUACUGCCGAGGUUGAGACGUGGUCUCGAUCGCAAGAGAUGGUGGUGCAUUGGGAGAAGUCGAUCGACAACCAACAAACGUCCAACGCAGAGAACCACGUCGGAAGACUCUAUACUGUGGCGAUCCGAAUUCUACUUGUACACGCAGAUCCCAGGCGCUCCAUGGUCGACUGGAUCCAGUUGAUGGAAUCGUAUCUUUUACGAGGCCUCGAGAUCAUUACAGCAUUAGUUGUUGACGAGUGGUUUUCCUUCUACUAUUUGUGGCCGCUAUUAGUGGUGGGCUCAGUGGCCGUUCUACCGGAAGCGAAGCAGAUCGUCCGAGCCAAGCUUUCCCAGGUAUCAGACACACGGCAGGGCGGGCCUAUUUCGCUGGCACAGUACCGCUUGCAGAAAGUCUGGAGAUCAGGUGCUCGGAAUAAUGACUCUGAUCAUGGACAACUUAUGGCAAGGCAACUGCGGACCUUGCUAAUGGGAGACUGA